Molecule: messenger RNA, 3225 nt
Organism: Platichthys flesus (European flounder)
Lineage: Eukaryota; Metazoa; Chordata; Actinopteri; Pleuronectiformes; Pleuronectidae
Exons: 20
Coding region: 158-2929 (923 amino acids)
Source: RefSeq, a predicted model, not a curated record
AGAACGCAGCCGCCUCGCCAGUCAGCAAAUCCACAGGGCAGACACACGCUGCUGCUCAGACCCAGAGGGAAGUGUCAGCACUAUUUGUCAGUCAUGGCACCGGGAUCUCUCCAGGUGAACCUCGGCCCGAUGAUAUGAUAUCAGAUGGUCGGACAUCAUGUUGGAUACAGAAGGCCAGUGGUCUGAGGCGUUGGCGAGCAACAACGUCAGAGCCAUCAUACGCUGGCUGCGGACACUUGAAGGUGACGUCGACAAGGAGGAAAUCCUACCGACCUUCAGCUGCUGGGUGCAGCGGACGUCAGAGUUUACCAAAAAGGAGUUGUUAACAUUAUGCUUCAGUCGGUGCCAGAGUCUCUGGAUGUUCCUGGACCGCAGCUCUUUCACCCGAGUUCACAUGCUGCUCCAGAGACUGAGGAACCUGCUCACGCUGGCAGAGUGGGCGAGACGACAGCUCGCCUCAGCCCACCUCUGGCACGGUGUGGGGGUCCCGUGUGGGAUCUGCAGGGACACGCUGAGCUCCUCAGACGUCAGACAAGGUUGCUGGGGUCGAGAGCACAGGGCUCUGAAGCAGCAUAUCUGGCUGGGGCGGCUCGUUCAGUGGUUCGGCAUCAUGGGGCUUCUGCCCAAGCUCCCUGAGGCCCAUGAGGUGAAGCGGAUCUCUCAGAUGUGGAAGGAAAUGGAGCACAACCAUCAGAAAUCUUGUCUGGAGACACUUGGAUGGGAGGAGGAGGAGGGAGGAGGAAGAGGGCGCUCUUUCAUACAGGGUCUGGUGACUGAGCUGAGCAAAAAGCACUGGUGCGUUUGGGCCUCCGAGGACUGCAGAGAUCAGCGCUAUCCUCCUCCAGAUCUGCAGGCCCUGCUGAAGCUGGUGCUGGUGCCUCGUAUCGACAACCUGUCAGUGCAGGCAAUCCUCAUGUACUUUAUUCUGGACAUGGCGAGUUUCCUGCAGUGCAGAGACGACCUCCUCCGAUCUUUCUGCCUCGCGUUCACAAUCCCUGCCGGCUUUUCCCAACAAAUCCGGGCCUUCUGGCUGCUCGACCAUGGACACGUCAAGGCCUCCAUGGAGCUGCUGCUGAGCCCAAGGGCCGCUGUGCCCUGGCUGCCGUGGCAACACCGCUGCAUCAUCCACUGUCUCCUGACAAGGAAGCAGCCGUCUUCAGCACUGAGGUACCUCCACUGGGCCAGACCUGCGAUAGAGAGCGCUGAAGAUGCCCAGCUGUUUGUAGAUGUACUACUUCAGAACAGUUGUGUCUCAGCGGCCUGGGAUCUGCUGAGGAGAGGCCACACAGAGAGCGAUGACGCGGCCACGUACUUCCUGCAAGUGUGCAACAGAUUUGGUCUGUGCACAGAGGCUUUGAAGUGCAUUCCUGCAGGAUGCAAUGCUGAAGGAGACAAUGGGACUAAGAGUACAGGGAUGAAGGAAGCAGGAAGGCCACCCUGUCCACUGUCUGCCAAACUGUAUCAGGCUCAGAGCACAGUGUCUCCAGGGGAACUUGUCCAGCUGGUCAGAUUUGCUGCGAUGGAAGUGAGAAAUCCCCGUCCACAGAUAAGUGAGCUGGUGUGGCCAGAGCACGCUGAGAGAAAAUCAAACAGCAGAGACAUGUUUCUGUCUACUCAGACUCUGAGUCUUCUCACGCCCGGCUCAUCCCCCAUGGACCUGACAGAAGAGCAAACAGCACAUACAGAGGAAUCCGGAGAGGAGCUAAUCCAUAAUCAGCAACACGAGACACACAAGCACUCGUCUUCCUGCAAGGAGCUGACCUGUGAGUCUGUCUCCUCCUUCCCCGCGUCCUCCUCCCUGCCUCUGUUGAGACGGGGUUGUCCUCACGUGUACGAGAGCACCUUGACUCUGCAGAGGAUCUCGUCUCUUCUCACCGACAGUGAGUACAAGAGCGUGGGAGACGAUGAAGAGGAGCGCAGACCCCCGUCGUCUGUUGAUGUCUUGCCAGAUUGCCCUGAGCUGCUGCCGACACCAGAUGGUGCCACAGACCUCGUAUCCCACAGCAACUGGAAGAGAGGCGCUUCAGCGGAGCGGGUGCUCUCAGCAGAGGAGGGAGAACAUGUAGAGACGGGUGUUUUCUCAAGUGAGGAUUCUACCGGUGGUGAUACCGUUUCAGGACUGACCAUGGACGCAACUCUUCCUCCAGAUAAGAGCAACGGAAUCAGCCAAUCACAUCCAUCCCUCUGUGAGGCCAAGCUGGAGGGUCACAGUUUCCUAUCACAUGACUUUGGCAUCACUGACCCGUGGAGCACCGUGAUGCCACAAGACGACCAAUCAGAUUGCAUCGCUUCUCAGAUUUUCAGUUUAUGUGAAGAAGCCAUAUCUGACUGUUUUGUGGAAGAGGAUUUACAUCAGAAGGAGGAGGCACUGGGCUGCUUCUCUCAGGAUCCCUCCUGCUCCCUGUGGACUGACCUCCAUCACGGUCCUAUGUUAGAGCAGCCUACAGCCACUGGGGCCUCUGGAGAUCUAGUAAAGAUGGGGGUACAGGACAGCCCCCGCCUCUCUCCUGUUUGCAGCCUUAUCUCAACCAGCUCUGCUCCCUCUGAAACCUCAGACAAGAGCCCACACACAACCCGAUUGAAGACGGAUGACCCCUGUGUCCGGAGCACCUCAGCCGGGCCAGAUCACUGCAAAGUGGGCCGGGGGAGACAAGACGCCGAGACUCGCGGAGCCUCCAGUGGCCUCGUCUCUGCUGCAGAGCCAGGAGCUGCUUUCACACCAGAUAAAUCAAGGGCGUUAAACCAGCCCUAUUCCUACAGUCUGCUCACCUUCAUGGACUUCACUGCAAAUCUACAAGGAGACAAAAGAGGAGGCAAACAGGCGGACAAAGAGGAGCCUGCAGGCUGGAGCUCGGGGAAGGCGUCGCAAGGUGCCAUGAGGAGUGGGAGAACAAGAUCGAGGAAGGGAAAACGAGUGAAGAGGGCCUGAUGUGCAUGUCGCUGAAAGAAUAUAUUUUUGUAUCACCAUGUCAAAUCUUUUAACUUUGAUUAAUCGGCCUAAAGAAAUAAUAUAGUGAUGAAGUCAUCCUGAGUGAUUAUUUUAGAGCCUUUGGAUAUUUUCUCUUUCCGAUGUGCUCCAUAUCUUCUUCCUCAUCAAUCACCUGCUCACAUUGUUUUCUGACAGCGCCCAGAGAUGUCGUCCUGCCACACCCUUUUCCCGUCCCCUGUAAAAACCACAUUAGUCCGAAACACUCACUCUUUAAUAAAUCUCUCAGGAAUUAUUAA